AUGGCUGCGACAUCAUGGCAAACCACGGCAUUGGCGGAUGUAUCCAUAGGACCUAGUGGAAGGGAUCCUCGUUUGAUGCUGCCAUUGAUUCUCAACUUCCUGCGAGAUGAAGACGUUACCAGAGUCAAUGGAUGGGCCCGCAAGUUCAUUGCUGUUAAAACAUACCUCGAUGAGGCCAACACGGCCCGACUUCAAGGCGAACUUGGCUACGAAGAUCCUCAAAUUUGUGCAUUGCUGCAGGAAGCACUUAUUCUCGCCGAUGCACAUGCUGCAUUUCACCAAUUUAAGUCGGAAGAUACUCGCUGGUCGACCAGGUUAUUUGGCAGCAAGCAAACCUCGAACCGACUUCCAACUGACCCAAGCCACUCCCUUCGACCUGCGCCUAAUCAGGAUAGAUCACGAUAUACGAAAAAGCGAUUUGACUACGCACCUUUUCCUCUUACCAACCAGAAUCCAUUUCAUGGCAUUUCUGAUGGGGGCACUGCCGAAACUCGCGCAUACCAAGCCUCUGAGGAGAGUUUCUUUGAGCACGCGCUGGCCGGAACGCAACCAAGCAUGAACAGAUUCGAGAUUGACAACCGUCAAUAUGAAGAUUUGAUCCAAGCCGGGAUGGCUAAAACACUUGCAGAGAUGCCAGCCAACUUUCACGAUGACGUUUCCUUUCCCAACCAGACCGAUACGGCGAGCGCAGCUGCUCCACUGCCAGCUCCUGUGGUCGACUACUACAGCUCGCGAGGGUGGCAACGGGCUGGGCUGCAACAGUGUUUAAACAUGUUCACUAGUCACGAGAACAGAGUGAUCAACACACCGUGGCGUCGAGUGGUUCUGCCUCUCAAAGAUUCCAGGAAGACCUCCAAGGAUAUAGUUUUCCACUCCCGAGCACUCCCCCCUGAGAAGGUUCCAGAACGGCUCAAGGAUCCUUUUCCUUGGGUGUACUGGACCAAGCAAUAUUCGGAACUGAGAGACGUCUUGGCCGAUUGGCAGCGUCGUCGUUACAACAUUGAAAACUGGGAGAACUUCAGCAUAUCUGCCUUGCCUAUGAAUUAUAGGGGACCCUAUGUCUAUAACGGCUUGUCUGUUUACGAUGACUACUGGCUUAAAAUGGGUGCAUAUCUCAGGCGGUUGCAUAAACUGUUGAUAGAUUCAUACGGAAGGACUCCCCGGCAUUUCUUGCUAACCAUCUUGCGAGACAUUGAAGCGGGAAUAGACUCGAAUCCGGGCCAGCAACCCAUCGGUAAAUACUCUCGUCGAGACAUUAUGCCACGUAGCGAAGUGGACGUCACGGGGUAUGACGGGACAGACCAUCCCCCUAGCAUCAUGCUGAUCGACGAGGUCGAUGCGGCCUGGCUCAGGUUUCUCUGCCAGCCUUCUCGCUCUUCUGCCAUGUGCGACCCCAAGCAGAAACCCACAAAGAACCUGCUCAUUCUCUUCAAUAAUCGCCUACAGAGUUUCUUUAACAACACCGCUGUGUCGGGUAGCGUAGGCUUGGCUGGACAGAAGGCUUCGGAGUUCGAUUCUAGUGUAUGGCAAACUACACGAAAUCAGAACCUUCCACUUUUCAAAGAUGCAUUGGCCUAUAUAAACGGCGGCCCAGGUGCCGAGUCGUGCCAUGCAAACGAAACUUAUCAGUUCUCCGAACAAGAGGCAAAAGAUAAUCUGAAUAUACUCAGGAGAAAGGGUCUAGUACGGUUAUUCCGUAACGCGGACCAAUAUGUUGUUCGACCGGCGUAUACCCUACAUCCCGAGUAUCGCGUAGCCUGGCGAUAUCCAAGCGAAGAAGCGUUUCAUCAAAGUACCAGACUUUAUGAAGAACUUCGUGUCGACAGUCUGAUAGAUGCAUACGGACUCAAUGUAUCAGGUACUUUGUCAGAGGAGCAUUUCAGUGAUAUCCUUGAACAUGCUGCAUACGACGAUCUCCCUCGUUUGAUGACGGAAGUCAAACUACCCGCAAAUCCUCUAGAUCCAAGUCUGGGUCCGCUGAGGUGGGCCAUCAUCCCCGAGACUAACUGGACCCUGGGCGAAUAUCAAGAGGGUCAGUUGGAAACGAAGCGCAAGGCGCCCAGCUGGUCCGAUUUGGUCGACUGGGAGCUCUUGGGCGAGAUGGAACGCAAUAAAGGGAGAGAUCUACGUGUCUCGGAGAAGACGGCUCAGUUCUUCCGCAACCUGGCUUACCGGAUGGGCCGUACGAUAGGGCACGUCAAGGAGAUCGAGGAUCGACUACGACGCCCGGCGGCCGGCAAAAAGUCCGGCGCGGAGAGAGACGGUCAAGACUGGUGGCAACCCUUUUCUCGCCAUGCUCUCCACCAAGCGAUAGACCACUGGAACAAUUCCAUCCAAUACGGCACAGGCGAGAUAGAACUUAAACCGCCCAGGAUGGACGAUGUGGUCCAAAAAGUCGACACAAAUCACACAAUUCAAGACAAGGUAGAUAUAAUGCAAGUGGGCACACAAGGGAUCAUCCGGGAGGGGAUCAUUGAUGACUGCGUAAACAACCGUAGCACGAUGUACCCUGGCCGACGUGUUGUGUUCGAGGACUCGUCAGGUAACUACAUUGACGAUAAUCACUACACACCCAAUAAGUUUGUCGAAGGCACCACGAGGCCAAGCCUCUUCAAAUGGGCUACUGCAUCACAGAGACGAUACCAAGCUCGACAUACCCGGCCCGCCUUUUUCAGCAUGCGGCGUUGGCCACUCCGUCACCAGACGGAAGAGCAGCAGAAUAUCAUCAAGAACCGGCUAGACGAAAAAAUAAGGGCGAACCCAAGCGAUCCAAAUCAGGCCUAUGGUAUUCUAACGCCUAGGAUACCUAUUACGGAUGUAACCUAUGGGAUGGGCCAGCAUGGCAGACAUCAUGGUGGACAGCAACAACCUCCAUUGACACGACCGGGAACAAACAAAACGUCUUCGGAUGAUCAAAUAAAGGACACAAAGGUUCCUGAGCAAACAAAGACCAAUAAUGACACAAAGGGAUUGGAUGGCACAAAGGUCCCUGAAAAUACAAAGCCUCCCUCUGGAACACAUGAGACGAGCAUUCCUAAACCUCAGGUUCCUCAUAUUCAAAACACAAACAACACCCCGAGUCCAACCCCAAAUCCAAUUAACAAUAUACCUGCUAUGGCGGCACAAGCUAACAACAAUGGAGGCCAGUCGGGUCAAACCCAGACUCAGACACAGGCCCAACCCCCGGCACCGAGGCCACUAAUGCCAUAUACUCGUCCAACGAGGCGAUUCAUGCCAGGGCCUGCCGUCUUCCCCAUGCCCGAAUCCCUUCUGCAGGAGAUUGUCUUUAACCAGACUAUGGAGAGAGAGUUUCCCAUAGGUCACCAAGAAGUACCUAAGUGGCACCAGAAGAUACGCGAAGCCUACAAGGGAUGGACAACCAUCGUGCCGAAGCCGGUGCCCUUGUUGCCGUAUGUGAAGCCAUCACACAUACCCCGUAGCUCGUCCAAGAAGCGCAUGAUACCGGGGGAUUUCAUCCUCAGCCCAGCGAAGAGGGUACAAUUCACCCAGAGAGUACAACGAAGGGAAAAUGCAUACGCCAACGCCAACGCCAACGCCAAUGCCAACGCGAACACGACCGACGCUGGAAAUGAUGCUAGUAAUCCUAUUUCCAUCGACGAUGAUAACGACGGUGCUCCUCCUGUCGGUGCUCCCGGCGCUUUGCCCCCUCCGACAACCAAACUUCCAACGCCUCAGCCCGCCACUACUCCAACGGUUCCUCCGCAACCCGAUCCUGCUCCUGCGAGUCAACCGGCACCUAUACCGACCACACCUGCUCCGACGCCGUCUGUUGGUCCUGGACAACGGUAUUCUGACUCAUACAUAGAUUCUUUCUUGAAGUUUAAUAUGGGCUUGCCUACCGGUAUUCAGGGUAUGCCACAGCAGGUGAUUGACACGUGGAACACGUAUCUGCAAACCACGAAACAUGAAUUGAAAGUGCAGACUCCUAUCUCGCCCGAAACUCCUACUGGGAGAUUUGGAAGCCUUAAUGACAUUUUAGCCGGUUCCACCGCACCUACUUCGCAACCGGCAGCUACUAAUCCUACAAACCCCAACACCGGCGGAUUAUUCGGCGCCUCUGCAGCCUCGACCCCGACGCCGCCAGCUCCUAUCCCUGACCCCAGUUCAUUGUUUGGUGCCGCUGGAGCUGCUAAAAGAGCUGCCGAUGAUGCUGCUGCUGCUGCUGCUGUUGCGAAUUUACGAGAGCCCGCCCCUCAACCCCCUAGUUCCGGUGGAUUGUUUGGCGCGUCUGCGGGUGAUGACCAAUCUCCUGUGCGAAUCCCACCUCCUACCAUUGGAUUGCUUGGUGCUAAUGGAACAAGUAGCAAUACCGGUAUUGAUAAAAGAGAGGCACUGACGCAGUUUAGGCCUAAUAGCAAAACGCCGGAGGGGACGUGGGUAUUGGAGGAUGGAACACACACUGGUGGUAGGCAAUGGACGUGGGGAAAUAUGCGAGUUGGUCUUCGAGGUGCGUUCUCUGCCAUUGAGGAGUCUAUCGCUGCGAACCCUCCCAGCAAUGGGGCCAGGGCGACGGCGGAGGGGUUGAUGAACGCCUUCCUCAAGGAGGAGUGCGUAUGCUCCGUGGGCAAGGAGUUCAGCGACCAGGAUGAGUUUACCAAGACCAUGACACAAGUCGUCAGUGCGUUGACGCAAAUUGGGAAGGAGUUGGGACUACGCAUAGUUCUCGGUCACAGGCAGGCAGCGAACCAUACUGACUGGGUCCAAACGCAAUGCUGGGCUGACGCAAAGCAAGGUGAUCACGGAGACCACAAUAUAGUUGUCACCCCUUGCACUACUGGUCCCCCGUACCGGUAUGCCAGGAUCAUCGUGAAACCCAUCUAG
Molecule: messenger RNA, 4842 nt
Organism: Hypoxylon fragiforme
Lineage: Eukaryota; Fungi; Ascomycota; Sordariomycetes; Xylariales; Hypoxylaceae
Exons: 3
Coding region: 1-4842 (1613 amino acids)
Source: RefSeq, a predicted model, not a curated record